This is a messenger RNA of Penicillium digitatum Pd1, 1014 nucleotides long. RefSeq names its product putative C6 transcription factor. Gene Ontology annotation, molecular function: zinc ion binding; DNA binding; DNA-binding transcription factor activity, RNA polymerase II-specific. The record is from RefSeq and is a predicted model, not a curated record. Gene Ontology annotation, biological process: DNA-templated transcription; regulation of DNA-templated transcription. Gene Ontology annotation, cellular component: nucleus. NCBI's taxonomy places the organism in Eukaryota, Fungi, Ascomycota, Eurotiomycetes, Eurotiales, Aspergillaceae.
AUGUACGCCAUGGUGCUUUCUGACCUUACAGAAAUUGAAAACAAGCUGUCUCAGUGCCAUCGUUAUGACUCGGUCAAAUUUUACGAGCGAACUGCAGAGGAGAUGAGAUCAAGCCGAAAGUACUGGACUCCGUGGCUGAAGCUGCAAUUCACUUACCAUUGCAUUUUGACUGUUCUGAACCAUCCUUUUCUCUAUAUUGUGGCAUCACAAUACAAUGACAAUCUGGCAAUCCCGAACGCUUUCUGGAGACGGUCAUCCGAGUUGGUCUUGCUACACGCUACCUGGCUAGUCCGCAUGAUAGACAUGGUAUCGGAGAAGAAGAUGCGCCUGAUCGAUCCAUUCUUCGGACACGCGGCCGCCAUUGCAGCUACAGUGCAUCUGUACUACUGCUGUGCUGCAGAUCCACGACUCAAGUACAAAUCCAAAGUUGAUUUCACAAAAUGCCGAAGGUUCUUGAAGAGCUUUGUGUCUUUUUCGACUGCUUGUGGAAUCUUGGAUCAAACGCUAGACAAGAUGACUCGAAUUGCUUCCGGUUCAGAAGACAUAGAUCAUGAAUGGGAACCUGAGAAGAUUCAUCUCAGCAUACCUUUAAUGUGGGAUGUUCUUCAAGUCAACUGUAAACCCAAGCCACACGGAGUGUCCACGGGCGGCUUACUACAUCCAUCAUUGACUCCAACCGUCUCUACAGAGGAGGCGAAGGAUAGUCCAGCCUUGACUCUAGAGGUCAUUGUUGCAAUGUCCCCAAACAUUACAGUUAACACUGCGGAUGGUGGUCAAGCUGCCCACAUUCCACCAACCAAGCCGCAUACAUCUUCCACCUCAGCUUCUUCUGACCUCGACCUUGGUGAGAAACUUGUUGCGCCAGCCGACAGUUUAAUGACCAAUACCCCCUGGCUAUGGACAGAUCCCUCGCAAUUUGUUGAUUUGGAAAACAAUGUGGGAUACCUAGAUUCCGAAUCCACUCUUGGAAGCAUUGACGGAUUUUCCACAUGGUGGGAUUUUGGAAACCUAUAG